This is a messenger RNA of Ceratosolen solmsi marchali, 1249 nucleotides long. It is a transcript of the gene Hmgcl, whose product is annotated as hydroxymethylglutaryl-CoA lyase. Bases 126 to 1091 code for a protein of 321 amino acids. Gene Ontology annotation, biological process: ketone body biosynthetic process; L-leucine catabolic process. The record is from RefSeq and is a predicted model, not a curated record. NCBI's taxonomy places the organism in Eukaryota, Metazoa, Arthropoda, Insecta, Hymenoptera, Agaonidae. The transcript has 2 exons. Gene Ontology annotation, molecular function: hydroxymethylglutaryl-CoA lyase activity.
UCAGUAAAUGCCCGAGUCUCAAUGCCGAUCAAUCUUACUGUCUCUAUAAUGAUUUUUCGAUCUUCGCUAUCAACACCAUACAUAAAGUUACAAUACUAGGAGAUAAAUUAAAUUACGCGAGCGAAAUGUUCUCCUGCAGUUGGCGUAAAUUCAACGCAUUCCGAAAACAUGUCCGAGCCUUCACGAACAUGGUCCGGGUGGUAGAGGUGGGUCCGCGGGACGGCCUGCAAAACAUAAAUGCGGUAUUGCCAACCGGCAUGAAGAUCAAGCUGAUAAACCAAUUGUCGCAGACGGGACUACGGUCCAUCGAGGUGACGAGCUUCGUCUCGCCCAAGUGGGUACCCCAGAUGGCCGACAGCAGCGAAGUCUACAAAGGAAUAUCGAAAUAUAUGGACGUCGAUUACUCGGUCCUUGUACCGAACGUCAAAGGCCUGGAGAAGGCGCUGUCCCUCGGCGUGAAAGAGGUCGUCAUAUUCACCGCGGCGACCGACUCCUUCACCCAUCACAACACCAACUGCACGAUAAAGGAAAGCUUACGCCAUUGCAUCACGAUACGUCAGAUCUGCAAGGAGCGGAAGAUUCGCACGAGAGCCGUGAUAUCAUGUGUCGCGGGCUGCCCUUACGAGGGCGAGGUGAAGCCAACCAAGGUGGCCAAGGUGGCCGAGACCCUCCUCGACAUCGGAUGCUACGAGAUCGGACUCGGCGACACCAUCGGGGUAGCCACACCCAAGAAGAUGGGCCUACUGUUCAACGAGAUCCGUGCCAUGACCGGCGGCGACAUUUGGCGAUUCGCCGUACACUGCCACGACACUUACGGCCAAGCCGUCGCUAACAUCUACGAGUGCCUACGCCAGGGCAUUCGAGUCUUUGACUCCUCCGUCGCCGGCCUCGGGGGCUGCCCGUAUGCGCCCGGGAGCUCCGGCAACGUCUCCACCGAGGACCUCGUCUACCUGCUGCACGGCGAGGGUAUGGAGACGGGCAUCGACUUGGACAAGCUCGUCGAUGUCGGUAAUUUUAUCAGCGAGCAAAUUUGCGUGCCCAAUCGCUCCAAGGUCGGCAACGCCUGCCUUUCCAAAACAAAUGAAAAUUGACGUUCCUCUGUUCAUUGAAGCAAGCGAUUACUCGAUUACAUAGAUCCCAUUCAUCUACCGUCCCACACACUUAUGUCGCUAUUCUAACAAAAACUUGACUAUUUUUUUUUAAAUCUUAUCUUGUGGAACAAGCCGUACAAACGUAUCGAUUUAUAUAU